UCUUGCAAGUGGAGCAGCGGAUCUCUACCUUCUCCUGCUGCGAUUUGAAAUUCAAAUCGUCUUGGUUCCAAACGCCCAAUCUCCACAUCAUUAAAAACGAAUCCUUAACAAGCGCUGUUCAACGGUCCUUUUUCCCCAUAAACGGCUAGACUUAUUUCUCCUCAAAUCUGAACCUUAUUUCUCUUUUUUUUUGGGUAAAGUCUGAACCUUAUUUCUCGCUUUCUGCCAAACACUUGUUUCCCGGAAAAUUUCAAUUUCUCAGGAAAAUCAUUCCUGCUGGGAAACAACAAGUUUCGAGAGCCAUUCCGGCCGUCGACGAGAAUCUAUAUCUGUUCAGUGUUACCUUCAACAAUUAUGAUGCACAUGGUGUCUAUGAUGUAGCUGACGUCACCUCGAACAGUAUGGAAUCUCAUCUUUCCAAAAUUGUGUGAGGAAUUGGAUACAGGCACCUCGAACAAUAUUUAACUUGUGAGGUGCAAACACUUCAACAUGUCUAAUCUCCAGAAUGAUCCGCUUUUGCAAGUGGAAACAACAUGUGGAUCACUUCUAUAUGAACUUCAGAUAAUUUGGGAUGAAGUUGGGGAGUCAGAUUCAGAAAGGGAUAAAAUGCUUCUUGAGCUGGAACAGGAGUGUCUCGAGGUAUACAGAAGAAAAGUGGAUCUGGCCAACCGUAGUAGAGCUCAGCUAAGGCAGGCAAUUGCUGAUUCUGAAGCAGAACUUGCGGCCAUAUGUUCUGCAAUGGGAGAGCGACCUGUUCAUAUUAGGCAGAAUGAUCAAACUGCGGAAAGCUUAAAGGAGGAGCUCCGGAGAAUUCUUCCGCAACUUGAGGAGAUGAAGAAGCGAAAAUGUGACAGAAGAAAUCAAUUCGUUGAAGUUUUAGAGCAAAUACAACAGAUCUCAAAUGAGAUAUAUGGGUCUGUAAACAAUAUUUCCUCCAAAGUGGUUAUGGACGAAACUGAUUUGUCCUUAAGAAGGCUUGAAGAACUACACCGACAGCUCCAUGCACUUCAGAAAGAGAAGAGUGAUCGCUUAAGGAGAAUUCAGGACCUCCUUGAAGAUUUGGACUCGCUUUGCUUAGUGCUUGGCCUUGACUUUAAGCAGACAGCUGGUGAGGUUCAUCCCAGUUUUGGAGAUUCCGAAGGACUAAGGUGCAUAGCUGACAGUACAAUUCAGCUGUUGGCUACCACAAUACAAAAACUACGAGAGGUUAAAAAACAGAGAAUGCAAAAGCUUCAAGACCUUGCUACUACAAUGUUGGAGCUAUGGAAUUUGAUGGACACUCCUCUUGAAGAGCAACAGAUGUUUCAGAGCGUUACCUGUAAUGUCGCUGCUUCUGAACAUGAAAUAACUGAACCCAACACUCUGUCUCUGGACUUCAUCAAUCAUGUUGAAGCAGAAGUGUCCAGGUUGGAAGAAUUAAAAUCAAGCAAGAUGAAAGAACUUGUUCUAAAGAAAAGGUCAGAGCUGGAGGAGAUUUGCAGAAAGACUCACUUAAUUCCACUAGCAGAUAGUGUAAUAGAACAUGCGAUUGAUGCUGUUGAAUGUGGAGCCAUAGAUCCUGCUACUGUUCUUGAACAGAUUGAACUUCAAAUUGCUAAUGUUAAGGAAGAAGCUUUUGGCAGGAGAGAUAUACUUGAGAAGGUUGAAAAAUGGAUGGCUGCUUGCGAGGAGGAAUGCUGGCUCGAGGAGUACAACAGGGAUGAGAACCGAUACAAUGCGGGAAGAGGUGCUCAUCUGACGCUCAAGCGUGCAGAGAAAGCCCGUUCCUUGGUUAAUAAACUUCCAGGGAUGGUCGAGGCAUUGGCAUCAAAGACCAUCGCAUGGGAAAAGGAGAGGGGCGUUGAUUUCUUAUAUGAUGGUAUUCCCCUUCUUUCCAUGCUAGAAGAGUACACUAUACUGCGGCAGGAGAAAGAAGAAGAACGCCGUAGGCUGCGGGACCAGAAGAAACUGCAGGGGCAGCUGAUAGCAGAGCAAGAGGCACUUUAUGGGUCAAAACCAAGCCCUUCAAAGCCUCAGAAUGUUAAAAAAGCUCCUAGAGUCUCAACUGGAGGUGCAGGCAAUAGACGAAUCUCUCUUGGUGGAGCCAAUAUUCAGACUCCUAAACCUGAUUUACUUCACUCCACAAAAGCUACUCCACGUGCAGCAAAGAAAAUUGAUCGAACUCACCAAAAUGAAUUGUUAAAUCCACGCCAAGAAGAUGGCUUUGCAGUUCUAUCUGCAGGUAGGAGAGGCUUGGACAUUGCAGGUCUUCCUGCAAGAAACCACUCCUUAGGUACUGCCAAUUCUCGUGAGCCAGAGUCACCGAGGAUGAGGAAACCAUUCUCACCUAUCUCUUCCACAGCAUCAUCCAAGGUCAAUAUUAACAACUCGUUAGAAGAUCCAAACAUAUCACAUGCCGAAAUGUUACAGAAAACACUUCCAACUAACGAUCUGUCUUUCACUACACCUUCGAAGACAUCUGUUACAGAUGAAGAUAGUAGGACUCCCAGGGCAGCGCCAAUUCCUGUGCCCUCUACACCUGCAACAGUUUCAAUUCCUAUGCAGACCGCUACGACCCCUGCUCCCCCACCGAUUGCUUUUGGCGUCAAUCCAGUUGAUGAUGUUCCUGAGGAGAUUGAAUACUCAUUCGAGGAAAGAAGAGCUGGGUUUGUAGUUCCUAAAAACCAUAUGAAAUCGAUGGUAGAAGUAUGAUCUUAUACUGAUCUAUUCGAUUUCCAUUUGGUACUUUUGGAAUUUAUGAUGGGAUAAGUCAAUUGUAAUUGACUGAACAAUCUGUGUACAUAGUCUACGAGCAGUUAACGUGGACUAAGAUGUCGGAGUUUUCUUCCCCAGUAAAUUUUAGCUCAACUCUUAAAUGUGAUGAAUGUCAGAUUGGCUUCUUCCAUUUUUUGUGUGUCAAUUGUAGUAGGCUCAUUCACACUGAAGUGCCAUUGAUUCGA
Molecule: messenger RNA, 2939 nt
Organism: Tripterygium wilfordii
Lineage: Eukaryota; Viridiplantae; Streptophyta; Magnoliopsida; Celastrales; Celastraceae
Product: 65-kDa microtubule-associated protein 3-like
Exons: 14
Coding region: 490-2691 (733 amino acids)
Biological process (GO): vesicle-mediated transport; microtubule cytoskeleton organization
Cellular component (GO): membrane; spindle; cytoplasm
Molecular function (GO): microtubule binding
Source: RefSeq, a predicted model, not a curated record